CUCUCAACUGUCUUGUUAGGCCCUCUUAUUCAGAUUUCCUCUCUUAUUCUUAACCUUUGUAACUGCCAUUGUUGCUAGCCUUGGAUCCAGUCUAUGAAUGGCAAAGCCAAGAUCUUGGACUCAGAUAUGGCCUUCUAUUGUCAGAUCGUGUAUUCUGAAUGUUGUUCUGAACUUCAACAUCGUAGCAUUAGCAGAUGACACUGGAAGUAGCAGUAUUGUAUCAGAAGGUAACUGCAAGAACACAAAUUAUCAGAUUUUCCUCCCUCCACCGUAUCAGAAUAUAUCCUCUACCAUAUGCAAACCUGUUUGGCACUCAUACGAAUUGAGGUACACUAAAACGGGUGAUACCACAACUAUCAUAUUGUCUGCUCCCUACACUGUUGGGUGGGUGGGAAUUGGAUUUUCUAGGGAUGGUAUGAUGGCUGGUUCGAGUGCAAUGGUGGGAUGGAUUAACAAACAUGGUCAUGCAAAAGUGAAGCAGUUUUAUCUAAGGGGUAGGAGGCAAUCAGAAGUAAUUGUAGACAAAGGUGAACUGCCUCUAAGUAAUGUGCCUGCAGCCGUGGCAACAAAUGGGGCUGAAAUUUACAUAGCUUUUCAGCUGCAAACGACUAUUCCAUUUGGAAAGCAACCGAUUCUAUUGGCUUUCAGUACUAAACAUCCACAGAACCACCAUUUGUCAAAACAUGUUGACAAAACAGCAGUUAUAUUUGAUUUUUCUUCAGGUGCAAAACCAGAUGUGCCACUUCAUAAUUAUUAUGCUAUGUUGUUGCAUACAGUUACAGGUUCUACGGGUCCGGUAUCUAAUGGGUUGAUUCAGAUGAGGAAGAGCCAUGGAAUAGUGGGUAUAAUAGGGUGGGGCCUAAUCCUGCCUGUGGGGGCAAUUAUUGCUAGGUACUUCAGGCAUAAGGAUCCCCUAUGGUUCUAUCUCCAUUCGGUCAUUCAAUUUGUGGGAUUUGCAUUUGGGCUUGGCACGGUCCUUCUUGGUUUACAACUCUAUAGAAAAACGCAUGUGCACAUUCCAGCUCACAGAGGCAUAGGCAUCUUUGUCCUUGUCCUAAGUAUUCUUCAGAUAUUGGCAUUCUUCUUGAGGCCAGACAAGGAUUCCAAGAUUCGAAACAUUUGGAAUUUGUAUCACAGUUGGUUUGGAAGAAUGGCACUUUUCUUUGCAGCCUUGAAUAUAGUGUUGGGGAUGCGAGCUGCUGGGGCAGGGAAUGAUUGGAAGAUAGGCUAUGGAUUCCUUGUUAGCAUUAUACUUGUGGCAGUUAUCGUUCUCGAAGUAUUGGCGUAUUUGAAAAAAUCAGAAAAGCGUUCGCUUCCUCAGACUUACCAAAUGGACUCAGUUGGAGACGCUACCUUUCCAACCAAUCUAGCUAAAGGGUAAUUGUGUUCGCUCCUAGAUUUGUUUGCACUUGUACAAGCUGUGUCACGUGUCCCAUUCAACCACUUCAGACUAAGCCUCAUCCUACUGCAUGUGAACGGAGUCAUGGAACUUCUUGAUGUAUAUAGAUAUAUAGCCAGCUAGAAGUUAGCCGAGAUGAACAAUCCUAACGUUUGGCUUCCUCACCUGAACUUGAGAUUGAACUUUUUUGCUUUCUUCAUUUUGAAUGUUUUUUUUUUUUUUUUUGCAGCUGCAUGAUCAGUAAUGUAAUGCCUACGUUUACGACUGUAUUUUGUUCUUCUAUGAAAAUGUGAUGAGAUUUAAGGAUC
Messenger RNA from Cajanus cajan (pigeon pea), 1707 nucleotides. RefSeq names its product cytochrome b561 and DOMON domain-containing protein At3g61750. The record is from RefSeq and is a predicted model, not a curated record. Lineage: Eukaryota; Viridiplantae; Streptophyta; Magnoliopsida; Fabales; Fabaceae.